AACGUCAGAUACGAGUAUCUCAUCGGGGCGUGUGGUGAAAAAACGUCACUAGCAUCCAACGAGCUCUCCUUUGUAAAAACCGUCAUCGGGGAGCAUAAUAAUAUAGAGAACGUUUUUUUUAUACAUAAAUUCACAAACUGCAGUAAUAUUAAUAAAUUAACUUACCUUGUUCACGUUUAUACUUUUAUACGUACCUAAGAACUUACAUUUUGCGAAUACAUCCUUAGUGAAAUUAACAAAAUGUACACGACUUUAACAGAACGUGUAGAUCCUAAGUGUUCUUCCGGUAACGCGUACAGAAGAGUCAUAAAAAAGUAUAAAACGUUGUGGAUUUUGAGUGCAGCGGUCUUACUUAUUGUAUCCGUGGCAUUGCAAAAUUAUACCAUCAAUCAAUAUGUUCGCGCCAUCUUUAAACUAAUAGCAAUGCAGUUAAUAGACCUGAAAAGUUUCAAAAAUUUACUUCACGAUUCGUGUUUAAUGUAUAAAAAAAUACCAGAACGCAAACUUAUUGAAUCGGAUUGUUAUUCAUGUGAAAUCAUCGAUCGAGUGGACGUUGUCCUCAGACCCGAGGAUAUUUUAGAAUCGUACGCAGAUCUCAAUUGGCCAGUUGUAUACCAAAGCGCUGUUAAAACCAACGUCACUGUUGAAGAUUUUUCGUCUGUUCUUUUAACCGGAGACCUCUUACCUUGCGAUUAUGAAUCCAACUUGAAAAUCGAUCCCCUUCGAGCAAUCAAAACGAAGUACGGAUGGUUUAUGCAUUGGCGAAACUGUGAUGACAUCCAAGGAAAACUAAUGCGUGCUUUAUACAGACCAGAUUCGUUUUUGAGCAUUUCAUCCGAAACGUGGACAAUCAUGUCGUCCAAUUAUAAAACUGUUCACUAUAAAAAAAUCAAUACGUACUACGACGGCAGAGUGGCGGUAUCACAGAUAAGCGGGACGUUUAAGUACCGGUUGGUGCCAAAAAAUCUUUGCGCAGAAAUAUGUAAUCCUCUGGAUGGAAGUUUAGAAACUUAUAAUACCCUGGUUUUCAACAAUUUCAUUUGGGAUUUUCAGUAUUUGCCGUUGAAUAAUUCCACCAACAACAUAGCUAUUAUUUAUUAUUUAGAUUAAAAUUCAAAUAUAGGUACACCAUCUAGAUAUUAUGAGGUUAAAAAAGCUUAACAUAUUCCACUUUUUAUUUAUAUACAUAUUACACUUGCAUAUAGGUACCUAACUAUUAUUAUCAUAAUGCGUUAUUUACA
Messenger RNA from Myzus persicae (green peach aphid), 1241 nucleotides. RefSeq lists its product as uncharacterized. Bases 241 to 1110 code for a protein of 289 amino acids. Lineage: Eukaryota; Metazoa; Arthropoda; Insecta; Hemiptera; Aphididae. The transcript is spliced from 8 exons. The record is from RefSeq and is a predicted model, not a curated record.